AUGCCGUGCUAUGAUGAGAGGCCGGGUGCAUGUGCUAUGCUCAAUCCACUCGGCGGGAGAACAUUUCGUGUGUUCUACAAAUUUGUCUUCUUCCUGAGCCGGGAGCAAGGGCAGAAAGGCGUGGACGUAGCAACAGCUGUUGAGGCAUGGAGGUUCGCCUUAGCAGGGGUCUUCCCUCUUGUGGAUUCCUGGUGCGACUUUGUGCCGCUGCAUCAGCGGUAUGCAGUAUCAGAAGACACGUGGCAGCAGGUGCUGGACUUCAGCUGCACGAUUGGCGCUGACCUCAGCAUGUAUGACUCGGAUGGGGCGUGGCCUGUGCUGAUCGAUGAGUUUGUGGAAUGCUAUUCCAGGUCUGGUGAGGUAUGGUGCAGUGUUGUGAGGUAUGAGGAGGUACGGGGAGGGAGGCAUGGUGAUGAAGGGGAGAUGUUUGUUGCACCAGCAGCAGGAGGUGGGGUAUGCAGACAAUUAGCCCUCGGUGCUGCUGCGCUCGCCCUCGUCCCAUGCAUUCCGCCAGCACAACAUGGGCGGCAACAGCAGCUUCAGCCUCCCUUCUCUCGUAUGCUUUGUUUUCCCCUGCCCUCUCCUUUGCUCGUCCCUUCCCUCAACUCGCUCCUCCUCCCGUCAGCUCUUUCAAUGAGGCCCGGUGGUUAA
Closterium sp. Naga37s-1 is the source of this 651-nucleotide messenger RNA. The record is from the annotation of a GenBank genome assembly. Lineage: Eukaryota; Viridiplantae; Streptophyta; Zygnematophyceae; Desmidiales; Closteriaceae.